Molecule: messenger RNA, 922 nt
Organism: Westerdykella ornata
Lineage: Eukaryota; Fungi; Ascomycota; Dothideomycetes; Pleosporales; Sporormiaceae
Exons: 1
Coding region: 292-777 (161 amino acids)
Source: RefSeq, a predicted model, not a curated record
ACGCUGUCGGGUCCAGGUCACCUGCCCUCUUCUCAACGUGGGACAGAUUUCUCGUUUUCGCGCCCCAAAACCUUUCUUUCUUUUUGAAGCGCGACAAGGAUUAACCCCAGCCAUCCCCCGGGCCCAGUUCUCCGUUGUUAUUUUGGAUUCGCAAAAGUUGUGGAUCCUUCCAUUUCGCCUGGUUCGCCAGGUCCACGAAUACAUAAUAAAAAGGAAGAGCAACGUGGGAGCCCUUCAACAUCUCCAGCAUUAUGACCUGUCCGUACGGAGUAUAAAUUCAUCAAUUGCAUCAUGACAGGACCCAGUCGGAGACGGCGGUUUCGAUGUCCAUUGCCGGCAGCCACUCGGCGAGACGACUGGUCGUCUCAAAGCUUCCCCGGCCCCUGUCCAUCAUGUCAAUCUCGCGUGGGAACUGCAAGCCACCUUUUGGCCAAUGGCUGCAAUUCCCUAGCCUUACGUCCUCACCGCCGUAUCACACCUCAGCGGCCGCCCGUGAGUAACGUGAACAUGCGCCGAGAUGCCAGCUCUGCUUACCGUUUCGAUCUUGCCAACCGCCCUGCAGAUUUCACGUCUCACCGCGGCGGCCGACAGCUCCCAUUAUUACUAUGUAUUGUUGUGAACUCUCGUUUGGCAACGGCACCUCACCGGAAAUGGUCAGGCUACUCGUUCGUUGUUCUACAAGCGCUCCCCAUGUCGUCGCUAGGGGAGAAAAGGACGCUAGGUAGGUGUCAGCUGAUGACACUUUUGGGCGACUCGCGAGGACGUGCUUACGACUGAUGACGAUGACAAUGUGCUGGAAGAAAUUCUCACCUCCUUUCUUAUGAAACCAACCAGCCUGGGAGUACGCCCGAACCACCCACGGCCUGGAAACGCAGGCAGAUUGGCAGAGCCGGCAGCAACGUCCCUGCAACUGGUGACCGAC